AUCUUCAUCAGUGUGGAGUUUAUUGUCAUGUGAGUGCAAAGUUUUUUUUUCUCAGUUUAAGGAAGGAAUUAGGACAGAGGGAGAGAGAGAGAGAGAGAGAGAGAGAGAGAGAGAGAGAGAGAGAGAGAGAGAGAGAUUGUAAACAGACAGAAGAGGGUGCAGUAGCACCUCCUUUCGUGGAUUCGUUGGUUCUUUCCAUUCGUUGCUUCUACUCCUUUAGGCUCAUCCAUCCAAACUUGACUUUGCGAAACGAUGAGCAGACCGACGAGCAAGGCAUCAGCAGAGAGAAGGUUCUAGACCCCUCGUCCUCAUUCGGAGGCUCACACAGGUGACAGGGAGGCUCUCUUGUGCCUCUGCGUCGCUGCGCGCACGGCGCGUUAUUAGUCCCGCAGCGUCUCUGCGUGAGACCCGCCGCGCUGCUUCUGACGUGACUUUGGGGCAUAUGUGCGCACAUGACGCACUCGCGCUUUUAACCGUUGCUGACCGCCGUCUCGUGUGCUGCCAAGUUUCGGCGCCGAUCGCUGAUGUUUUGGUGAUGUCGGCCAGGGUGAACUCUGUGAAGAGUGACAGCGGCAGCAUCGGUGCGCAACUUAGACGGGAAUAAGACGCACAUAGGUCUGGAUCUGCUUCAGCAGCGCCUCAGAGUGACGAUCAAAACCGGCCAGCGGGUCUGGGAUCACAGAAUCACAGCUGCGUAAACUUGUCCGGAUCAGGUGGCAGUGCGCGAUCUGCAGCCUGCUGGAUAUGCGGCUCUCUGAGGGAAUGUGAAAGGCAGGAGGAGGAGGAGGGGGGAUUUCUCUUCUAACCUCGAAAUGGACGUCGACGACAGGCUGAGGAGACAACACUGGAUUAGCUACAGCUUCUUUGAUUUUGGUGACAUCUGAGCGUUGCAAAGUUUGGAUAAUCUACAGGAUGCAGACUGGAGUGAGGACUCUGUCCGCAGGUGGAGGUGCGUCACUUUGCUGCCUGCUGCUCCUCUGGCUCAUCUACUCCCAUCUGCUGAGAGAGGGCCAGUUGGUGGUGGGAACCUGUGAGAUUGUGAUGCUCAACAGAGAUAGCAGUGUCCCCAGACGGACCAUCGCCAGACAGACAGCUCGUUGUGCCUGCCGCAGAGGUCAGAUUGCCGGGACCACCAGGACGCGGCCGGCCUGUGUAGACGCGCGAAUCGUGAGGAGCCGUCAGUGGUGUGAGAUGGCUCCCUGCAUGGAGGGGGAGGUCUGCAGUCUUCUGUUCAACCGAUCUGGCUGGAGCUGCACCAGGGGCAGUGGUCGCAUCAAGACCGUUACGCCGUUGCCUAAGGAGCCGUCGUAGAAAGCAGAGCUGCGACUCCGUUCUUUGACAUCUGUGCUACAAACAGGACAAUCGAACAUUGUGUUCGGUUAUCGACAAGACACUGAAAUGACAAAGAAGAGCACAAUUUUGUGCGAAUGAAAAUAAAUCAAAAAAACCUUAUCAGAACCUUUCCAAAAACCCUAGUGAAAGACUCACAGCUCUUUAUUUUAUCGAGACAUUUCUUAGGACUGUAAAAUGAGCAGCAUGGUACACCGCUGGCACUGAUCCUUUGCCUUGACCAAAUUCACAAACAGAGAAAAAUUCCCGACAAGAAACAUUUAUCACCAGGAUGGUGGAACACUCACAGAUGCACUGAGCAUUUUUUUUUGUUUUGACAGGCACCAUUAGGUCAUCUACUCCAUGAGGUGUUUUUGUAGCACUAUAGAGUUUUUUUUUUUUACGUCAGUGGCUAACCAUCAUCGUCUAUCACCAUUGUGGAGUCAUCCAGGGUACAGUUCUGGCCAAGUUUCUUUAAUGACACCGCUCGCUGCUGCAGACUCCUGACUGUGAUGAGGCUGAGUCACACCAAAUUAUCCACUGGCUUCUUGCCUGAUGAUUCUUGUUUGGUUGAUGUAACGUCAUGAGGCUUCCAAAAUCUCUGCAGACAUUGUGAAAAAGCAUGAACAAUUCAAGACCAGAGGACUGACUGAUUUCUUCAGUGGAUGAAUGUCCUGAUGGUGAUAUAUGGACAUCGAUCAGAUGAUGUAGCUGAUAACUUAUGUUUUCAUGUAGUGCCAACAUAGACUAAAUGAGUACAUUCUGUGGAAGAAGCUCACACAUCUUGUGCACACCAGCGGGAGCAUUUAGAAGAUGUGGACCUCCAACUCAUUUUAAUAAUUAAUUCUGUGUAUUUGUGCAAGUUCACAUCAACUGAUCUGCUGUGUGUGUGUGUGUGUGUGUGUGUAGGAGUGAUCGGUAUUCUAUCUGUCUCCAUCCAUUCACAUUCAGCGAUACACUGUGAUAUGUCUUAUUUGAUGAAUUAUUUACAAUCUUGUAUACUUUGGGGACCCACCCAGUUCAGAGCUCACCAUCUGACAAAAUGAAACAUUAGUGAUUUUACAGAUGCUGGAUCUUAUUUGAAUCUACAGAGAUGAAACAUGGGUUACAGUCUUUAUUGUUGGAAUUGGGAGAAGGUCUGAAGUAUUUCAACACAAAGUCUAUAAUUAGAAUCAAUUCAUGUGUAAUUAAUUGUAUUUCAGAAUUCUUGCUUAUAUUUUGAUAUGGCAAGCAGGAAGUGCUAUUUGCUGAUUUCAGAUGCUUGAUAUAUUUGAAAUUAUGUAUAUAUUAAAACAUUGUACUUUAUUUCAUGUGGGUGUCAUCAGA
Molecule: messenger RNA, 2655 nt
Organism: Thalassophryne amazonica
Lineage: Eukaryota; Metazoa; Chordata; Actinopteri; Batrachoidiformes; Batrachoididae
Gene: tafa5l
Product: TAFA chemokine like family member 5, like
Exons: 5
Coding region: 913-1311 (132 amino acids)
Source: RefSeq, a predicted model, not a curated record